AAAAAACGCCAUCAACAAGUCGUGAUGUUGCCAGAUGGUUACACCACUCGUCGUCUGCUUCGUACUCCCGCUGUACUUAGAGCUAAUUUUUGCAAGCCUGGUCAUGGGUCAAGGACCUCGCAGCAUGGCAUUUCCUCGUCCACUUGGGCCGCCGACUGGAGCAAGGUGUUCUCAAUACUGCUGGCACGAUUUUUCCAUCGAUUCGAAACUGCUGAUGAACGACUGCCAAUCGAUAACAAUAAGUUAUACAUGUCAAGUAGUAUGGGGCGAAGAUUCGGAAGUCGAGUCUACCUGUCCCCUGUUGGAGGUGCCGGGGAUGCGCCGUAUCUAGAUUUUAAUGUGCGUUCUAUCAGUACAUACUAUUUCGUACUGAUUCGUCUAAAAUGCAUUGUUACUAGUCACUUUGAAUCCUUGCAAUUGUUAGAGUGUCCACAGUGCACACCGCUCUCAUUGUGCUGCGGU
This is a messenger RNA of Suillus discolor, 462 nucleotides long. RefSeq lists its product as uncharacterized. The record is from RefSeq and is a predicted model, not a curated record. The transcript has a single exon. NCBI's taxonomy places the organism in Eukaryota, Fungi, Basidiomycota, Agaricomycetes, Boletales, Suillaceae. The coding region runs from base 35 to 331 and encodes 98 amino acids.